Messenger RNA from Corapipo altera (White-ruffed manakin), 2160 nucleotides. Its product is annotated as interleukin-20-like. The record is from RefSeq and is a predicted model, not a curated record. Bases 1016 to 1546 code for a protein of 176 amino acids. NCBI's taxonomy places the organism in Eukaryota, Metazoa, Chordata, Aves, Passeriformes, Pipridae. The transcript has 6 exons.
AACCAGCCUGGGGUUUGCACCAGUAGUACCACUUUCAUGUGACAGCAUGCCCCAGCUGACAAACCCUGGCUCCCUGGGGGCAGCCUGGAUCUGAAAUGUUGGUGGGAGAAUGUGUCUGCUCUGCUGGAGGACCCUGCCUGCAUCAGUUUUACUCAGCAGCGAAAUCUUGGGGUGAGGUAAUCAUGGGCUUGUUGUUUUGCUGCUGGGCUGGUGGACUUUGAGAAGCUGGAGUGAAAUUUCUGUCCCUCUGUAGGGUGACACCUUUGGACUGUGCAUAAUGAUCACCAAAGUCACCUGUGACCCUGGAGACCAAGAGACUUCUGCCACCAAGGUGGGAGCUGUGCCAUCCAAAAUCCCUGACCUUGUGUACCUGUUCUCCAGGGACAUACAGUGCAGAUAAGUGUCAACCCUCCUGAGGAACGAGCCUGGAAGCAGAAUUCCCUGAGCCUGGCAGGGGAAGGCCAGGACAAUGAUGGAGAAAGGUCUGGACAACUUCCUGAGUCACAGCUAUUCUACCAGAGCACCUUGUCCAGUGCCAGAAGCCCUGGAGUGUUCGGACCAUGGGGUGAUGCCACUCAACUUCCCACAUCCCAAGACCUCUGUGACAAGCCAGGAAGGGGCCCUCUCCAGGAAUCACUUGGUAGCAUUGGCUCCAUGCUGGGGAAGCCCCUGAGCUUGGCAUUUUAGGGAUGCAACGCCCAUGAUGGUCCCUCCUUUUGGUCACAUCCUUCUUCCCGAAUGAAAAAUGACGCAGCGAUGCCAAGAGUUCCCGCCUCUGUAGGUGAGGAAAACACCUGUGGGGGAGAGAGAACUGGUCCCUUUCCCCUGCUCAUUAAUUCAGUAAAUUACAAAGGGAAAUACAUGCCGGGAAAAGCAAGAAAAAUCCCAAAAGUUAAUCCAAGAGUUAUUUCCUCCUGGUACCGGGAUAAAAACGUGUUCUUCGGAGCUCUCCAGGUCAGACAUCGUCGAGACAGGUGAACCCACACCAAAGAACAAGGUCUCCCAGGCAGCUGAAAUGAAGGGAUCCCACUUGUUCCUCUACCUCUUCUCCAUGUGCUGCUGGGUGGAUUUGAUGCCCACAGCUGAGAACAAAAUCCUGCAUUUUGGAGCCUGCAGGGUUUCCAUGAGCAUGACUGAGAUCAGGGCUGGUUUCACAGCAAUUAAAGCCAACAUUCAAGCAAGAGACCCCAUCCGGACCCUGAGCAUCCUGUCCCAUCCCCACUCCCUGCACAAGGUUAACUCUUCAGACAGGUGCUGCAUCACCCAUCACCUCUUCAACUUCUACGUGGACAAAGUUUUCAAGCACUGCAAGACAGAGGAUUCGUAUGUGAACCGAAAAAUCAGCAGCAUCGCCAACUCCUUCCUCAGCAUGAAGAGGAAACUGGAGCAGUGUCAUGAGCAAAAUCAGUGCAUGUGUGGGCAGGAAUCCACUGAGAAAUUUAAGCAAAUACUUGCAAACUAUGAAGGGCUGAAUGUCACAAAUGCAGCGAUGAAAUCCCUGGGUGAGCUGGACAUCCUGUUAGACUGGAUGGAGAAAUCUCCUUAGGGAGCAGGAGGCAUCAACGACCCACCACGGCCGGGGCCGAUGGAGCUGCUGGGACCUUGCACACCCCAGUGAUGAGAGGGACAAAAAUGCCCUGUAUCAGUGCAGCUCCUCACUGAUUCCAGCUGGGUUCAGUCAGAGUGCUUUGCUAGCCAGGCACAUCAGUGAAGGCACCAACAGAGUCUUCAUUAAGAUGGAAAUAACGAGUUUGAUUAAAUCAGCGCUGCCCUCGCUUUGUUGGCUUCUAUCAAAGGAUGCUCCAAGGGAAAGAGCUCAAAGGGUUUCUCUUGCUGGCAGACAUAAGCUGUGACCAUGUAAUAAAAUUGUUGUUUAAGUUAUAAAUUUUCUGUGUAGGGAAUGUAUAUUCAGAUAGGAAAUGUGUAUUCAUGAGUGCUGGAAGGACUCUGGUGCAGCUUAAACCUGGACUCAGUCUCACAGGGCUGCUGCCACUGAUGGACCUGGCUCAAACAAGGUGCACAGUGUGAGAAAUGCUUCCAAGAAUAGGUCCUAGAAGGUGUGUGAGACCUUAGAGGUCUGUCUUUCCUUUUGAGAUGAUAUUUUCUGCCUUAUCAGUAAAAAAGUUUCUGUGCAAGAUAUGUGGUUGCUGAAUAGAAAAA